AUGUCUACCCUGGUCACCCACCCGCUAUCCCCUCCCGACACCGACAAGACACCUCACACCCACUCUCCUCGAACCCUGGAAUGGAUCCGAAGGUCAGAAUCAUUUACUGACGUAGACAUUCCGCCUUCAACUUCUUAUCCUUCGCCAGGACCGCUCCAUGGCGUGCGGCGGAUAGCUUCCGACUCAAAUCCGUGGGCGAACAGAUUCAGUGUCACGAUGGGGGAUGCUCAAGAGACAGAGAACAAACGACACAGUCUAACUAGCGGAACGGCGUCCGACAUUUCAGGCUUCUCCGACCGUGAGAAUGGGCAACAUGCUUUGUUCGAAAGGGGUGACUCGAUGCGGAACGCCCUGAGGGGACCACGUACAGAGCGCAGCACCAGCCGAGGCCGGAAACUUGUGGACAAGAGCAUUGAGGCGACGGUCAAGAAACCAGAAGCCGGAGGGAAUGCACGGAGCAGAAAGGCCAGCCAUAUGAUGGGUAUUUUUGACCCGAGGACUGGCUCCGAGUCUCCUGCACCAACUCUGGGUGAACACUUCGAGCCAUCCUCGCGCCCUACGAGCCCUGCCGAGCAAGACACGGUAUCUCCGUGGGCAACACGUCGAUCUUCGAGAGAGCAGCUUGAUCCUCAGGCCUCUACACGAGAUGCCAGUCGUUCAACAAGUGUGUAUGGUUCUCAAGCUGUCUCGCCGCUUAAGCAUGACCAUGACCCAUACUUCCGACAUCAAGAUCUCGCUCAACGUCCGGACCUGCAUGAGAGCAAAGUGUCACACAAGGCAUCUCGUGCCCCGACUCCCGCUGAAAAGGUCGCGACCGUGGACCAGGCAGAGGAUCAGCACCCCACUGAAGAAGAGCACAUCUCGGCCGCCGUCUACUAUCCUCAUUCCGGUCCAUCGAUAGAAGAGAUCGAGCAAUACACUUCGCCAGGUGACACUGUCUCCCCGGCUCUCAAUGUCACGCGACAGCUGCCAUCUGCGACGGAUGAAAUUGUGCUCUCCACUGACAACAAAGCCCACGAAGCACUUGGAGCUACCGAGCAUAUUGACAUAUCUGUUGUCUCCCAACAUGAGAAAAAGAUCUUCCACGGAAACUAUCGUCCGCUGGAUGAGGCCUCCGGAGACGAGCCACCUUUAUCCCCGUUUUCAGAGGCUCCCACCACCGCCAUUGUCAGUACAUCCGAAUCGGAAAUCGAAUCCGGAGAUGAAGCAGGUCAGCAGAGUCAACCAGAGGACGUGUCAACAACACCCACGCAGCGGAGCACACUUUCCCGUAGACCCACCGAUUCUCAAGCACCACCGAAGACGAAGGCCAAAGUUGUCCUUGAACCCUAUAAGCACCAAGUCGGUGGACAUUCUACCAUCUUCCGCUUUUCUCGUCGGGCCGUUUGUAAGCAGCUGAAUAACAGGGAGAACGAAUUCUACGAACGAAUUGAGCAAAGACACCCUGAUAUGCUCAAAUUCCUCCCAAGUAGAUAUAUCGGUGUCCUGAAUGUCACUUUUUCCAAACUCCCGAAGCAAGCGCAAGACCCAGAUUCCAAAACGGACGACAAGACUAAUCUCAACCAAGAUCAGCUGCAAUGUUCUCAGACGAAUGGCGUGUCGGAUGCUGGGCUUGCACCCGUUGUAUCGACCUCGGGGGAGCAUCCACGGAUAGUUAGCCACUCGAUGCAGCAGAUUGGCAGCAUUCCCGAGGUCAUUCUCGAACAGAACAAACAUAUCAUUCCCUCCAACUAUUUUGCCCUGCCGGAACGGCCCAAAAGUGCUGACCCGAAUCAUGGCCGUAAGCGCAGCCGGGACUUCGACGCCGCGGAGUCUUCGACGCAUGACUCGCAACUGUCCGAAAGCUCGCCCACCAGGCCGUCAAUGCCGGAACACUCCAACAGCUGGGGCCAUACCACCGUCAAUGAAGGCUUGAAGGACAAGAUUCUCCGCGAAGUCUUCGGCCCACCACCCGUCCAGUACUUUCGCCGCCAUCCACCUCCACAUAGUUCCUUUCCACGCAUCAAAGGCUCUCACCCGCGCCGACGCAGAAGUAAUCUCUCCGUUCAUUCAUUCCCUCAUACGGAGGGGAAAGAUCUAAGCCAAUCAGACGGUCAACUGGAUACUUCAAUGUCGAGCAACGAAGCUCCUCGCAUGGCUCCACUUAGUGAAGCGGUGUCAAAGACUGCUGAUACAGGCAGCAUGUAUUCUGUAUCCGUCUCGGCCACGGAUGACUUAAAGUACAACCUCGAGCAAGUCAGAACGACAGGCAGCGAGAUGUCCAGCCAGUCUGGCGCAGAAGGCAGGAGUCAUUUUAAGAGACGUCAUUCCGGCAUGGGUCUGCGACGGAGGCGGCCGUCGGUGAACACAAAGGAAACGCCUGACCUUGAGUACUUUGAGGACGAAGCCUACACUACCGAUUUCGGACCUGACACAGGCAAGGAUGUCUUUGCGAUGGACCAGGAUGAGAAGCAGUCAAAGACCAAUGGGAUGUGCAGAGAACAAGAUUCGGCCACCAGCAGCUCGGCGCAAGACAGAUCCGGGCCAAAUGGAGCAGGAAACCGGCAGAACAACUCGGACAACCGCGCCAGAGAGCGUUCUCAGACAAGGCUUAUACCCUCUAACCCGAAGGAGGCUCAACAGACGUACACUGCUUCUGGAGACCGAGUGAUGUUCUUCAUCCUGCUGGAGGAUCUCACCAGCGGGAUGGGACGACCUUGUGUACUCGAUCUCAAGAUGGGCACGAGACAAUUUGGUGUGGAAGCCACGAGAAAGAAGAUGGAAUCUCAACGCAGCAAGUGCAAGUCAACGACUUCACAGCAACUGGGCGUCCGGGUCUGUGGCAUGCAGACUUUCAAUGCGAGAACAGGAAAGGUCUCGUAUGAGGACAAAUACUAUGGCCGUGACCUCAAAGCUGGACAGCAAUUCAGGGAGGCCUUGACAAGGUUUCUUUAUGAUGGAGUCAGCUACGAUAGUGUGGCAAGGCAUAUUCCCACCAUCUUGCACAAACUCAACAAGCUGGAGAGCAUGGUGCGCAGGCUGCCUGGGUAUCGGUUCUACGCAAGCUCCUUACUCAUGCUGUAUGAUGCCGAGCCGUACAAGUCGCGUGAGGCCGAAGAGGCCGCGAAGAACGGCAUCGACAUCGCCAAACAAAAGGCAAAGGAAGGCAAAAAGUGGCCUCCACCGAUCGACAUCAAGCUGGUGGACUUUGCAAACUGCGUCACCGGCGAAGACGAACUUCCUCCCCAUGCUCAAGCACCGCCUGCUCACCCGAAAGACAUUGACCGAGGCUAUCUGCGGGGCUUGAGAACUCUUAAGGCGUAUUUUGGACGGAUAUUAUCCGACAUCAGAAACAACCAGGUGCUGGAGACCCACGAGAGGGGUGAGCAUCCUACAGAAGAUGAAGCUUCCACGCAGCUCCCAAGUGGUAGCAACGGUACAACAGAGGAGGAAGGUGAAGUCAGUGUUUGA
Molecule: messenger RNA, 3450 nt
Organism: Cladophialophora yegresii CBS 114405
Lineage: Eukaryota; Fungi; Ascomycota; Eurotiomycetes; Chaetothyriales; Herpotrichiellaceae
Exons: 2
Coding region: 1-3450 (1149 amino acids)
Biological process (GO): inositol phosphate biosynthetic process; phosphatidylinositol phosphate biosynthetic process
Cellular component (GO): cytoplasm; nucleus
Molecular function (GO): inositol hexakisphosphate kinase activity
Source: RefSeq, a predicted model, not a curated record